This is a messenger RNA of Astyanax mexicanus (Mexican tetra), 4461 nucleotides long. RefSeq names its product protein argonaute-3 (gene ago3a). The transcript has 19 exons. Bases 768 to 3371 code for a protein of 867 amino acids. The record is from RefSeq and is a predicted model, not a curated record. NCBI's taxonomy places the organism in Eukaryota, Metazoa, Chordata, Actinopteri, Characiformes, Acestrorhamphidae. Gene Ontology annotation, molecular function: RNA binding; protein binding. Gene Ontology annotation, biological process: regulation of stem cell proliferation; regulatory ncRNA-mediated gene silencing.
GCGGAGGCUCGGGCUCCCCAUAUUUAGCUGUUCGGUGGCGGAGCGCUGACAAACCGGGCUGGAGCGGCGGAAAACAGCGGCGGGUUCACGAGCUAACACCCUGACAGGGCGGAGGAGAGCACGGACAGCGGGGGAAGCCGCAGCCGGAGCGAUAAAACCGGACAGUUUUCGCAGGAACGUCGCUUUUAGACGGAUGGGAAUUCGGGCUAGCGGGCUAGUUAGCUGGAGUUAGCUAGCAUGGCAACCAGCGAGCGCUAGCCGUGCUGUUAUCCACCGACCAGCUGACAAGUUUCACUCCGAAUAUAACGACCAUGAACGCGACGCGGAGCCGUUUAACCUCAGUACUGAGCUAGCGUUUACCGUUUAACUCCAGCCUCAGACUAACUUCAGAGCUAGAUAACCUAUAUAACUAACUAACUGAGAGUUAACAUAGCUAGCCAGCCAGCGUUAGCACCUUAUUUAGUCUGAAUUUUAAUAAAACGGUUUGUUUAAGUCAGUGUGAACGCGAGGACACGUCGUACAAAUCGGAUUUUCACCUUUUAAACGGAUAAAACUCCCUUCUCGUCCCCCCAGAAGGGGACAGGAGAGUACGUUAACGCUAUUCUCACCACAGAGAGGACGUAAGAAACCUACACAACUUGCCUGACCUGCUUGAGAUUGGAUUUAAAUUAAAUCGGUUUGUUUCGGUCCAGAGUUUUCACACCUCGGUCCAAAGAGUUCAUUUUUUAGGAGCCGGGACAGUCGGAACCGGACAGAGACCCCCAUGAAUGGAAAUCGGAACUACAGGAGCCGUUGGGGCACAGUCCCUGUUCUCCAUGCCCCGGAGGCCCGGCUAUGGCACCAUGGGGAAGCCCAUCAAGCUGCUGGCCAACUGCUUCCAGGUGGAGAUCCCCAAGAUGGAUGUCUACCUCUAUGAGGUCGACAUUAAACCUGAGAAGUGCCCACGCAGAGUCAACAGGGAGGUGGUGGACUCCAUGGUGCAGCACUUUAAGGUGACCAUCUUCGGGGACCGCCGGCCAGUCUACGAUGGAAAGAAAAGCCUCUACACAGCCAACCCACUACCUGUAGCACCUGCAGGGGUGGACCUGGACGUCACGCUGCCAGGAGAGGGUGGUAAAGACCGGCCGUUUAAAGUCACCAUCAAGUUCGUGUCUCUGGUGAGCUGGCACCUGCUGCACGAAGUGCUGACCGGACGCAGCAUGCCCGAACCACUGGAGCUGGACAAGCCCAUCAGCACCAACCCUGUGCACGCUGUGGACGUGGUGCUGAGACACCUGCCCUCUAUGAAGUACACUCCAGUGGGCCGGUCCUUCUUUUCAGCUCCAGAAGGUUAUGAUCAUCCUCUGGGAGGAGGCAGGGAGGUGUGGUUCGGAUUCCAUCAGUCUGUGCGACCUGCCAUGUGGAAGAUGAUGCUCAACAUUGAUGUGUCUGCCACGGCCUUCUACAAAGCACAGCCAGUCAUUCAGUUCAUGUGUGAAGUCCUGGACAUCCACAACAUCGACGAGCAGCCCCGCCCCCUCACAGAUUCACACCGAGUCAAGUUCACCAAAGAAAUCAAAGGUCUUAAGGUGGAGGUGACACACUGUGGAACGAUGCGGAGAAAGUACCGAGUCUGUAACGUGACCCGCCGGCCUGCCAGCCACCAAACGUUCCCCUUGCAGUUGGAGAACGGUCAGACAGUGGAGCGAACUGUAGCUCAGUAUUUCAGAGAGAAGUACAACCUGCAGCUGAAAUACCCUCAUCUACCCUGCCUGCAGGUGGGCCAGGAGCAGAAGCACACCUACCUGCCCCUGGAGGUGUGUAAUAUCGUAGCUGGGCAGAGGUGCAUCAAGAAGCUGACAGAUAAUCAGACGUCCACCAUGAUCAAAGCCACGGCGCGGUCAGCACCAGACAGACAGGAGGAGAUCAGCAGACUGGUGCGAAGUGCUAACUACGAGGCCGACCCCUUCGUGCAGGAGUUCCAGUUCAGAGUGCGGGACGAGAUGGCCCACGUGACUGGGCGAGUGUUGCCGGCACCCAUGCUGCAGUACGGGGGCAGGGUGAGCUCAGAGCACUAUCUGAACCGCACCGUGGCUACUCCCAGUCACGGAGUGUGGGACAUGAGGGGGAAGCAGUUCCACACGGGUGUGGAGAUCAAAAUGUGGGCUAUCGCCUGCUUCGCCACUCAGAGACAGUGUCGCGAGGAGAUACUCAAGGGGUUCACAGAUCAGCUGCGUAAGAUCUCUAAGGAUGCUGGGAUGCCUAUUCAGGGGCAGCCGUGUUUCUGUAAGUACGCACAGGGAGCGGACAGCGUGGAGCCCAUGUUCAGACACCUGAAGAACACCUACGCGGGUCUGCAGCUCAUCAUCGUCAUCCUGCCCGGAAAAACACCCGUAUAUGCGGAGGUGAAGCGUGUUGGAGACACUCUUCUGGGCAUGGCCACUCAGUGUGUUCAGGUGAAGAACGUGGUGAAAACGUCUCCACAGACGCUCUCCAACCUCUGCCUCAAAAUCAACGUCAAACUUGGUGGCAUCAACAACAUCCUGGUACCCCAUCAACGGCCGUCAGUGUUCCAGCAGCCGGUGAUCUUCCUGGGGGCCGACGUUACGCACCCCCCUGCAGGAGAUGGAAAGAAGCCCUCAAUCGCUGCGGUGGUAGGCAGUAUGGAUGCCCACCCCAGUCGGUACUGUGCCACGGUGCGGGUGCAGAGACCCCGGCAGGAGGUGAUUCAGGAUUUGGCCUCCAUGGUGCGGGAGCUCCUCAUCCAGUUCUACAAAUCCACCCGCUACAAACCCACCAGGAUCAUCUUCUACAGGGACGGGGUGUCCGAGGGCCAGUUCAGACAGGUGCUGUAUUACGAGCUGUUGGCUAUCCGGGAGGCAUGCAUCAGCCUGGAGAAGGAGUAUCAGCCCGGCAUCACCUACAUCGUGGUGCAGAAACGCCACCACACCCGCCUCUUCUGCGCCGACCGCAACGAGAGAGUGGGCCGCAGUGGUAACAUUCCUGCUGGUACGACAGUGGACACAGACAUCACACACCCUUACGAGUUCGACUUUUACCUCUGCAGUCAUGCUGGAAUACAGGGCACGAGUCGCCCCUCCCACUAUCACGUGCUUUGGGACGACAACUGUUUCACGGCAGAUGAAUUCCAGCUGCUCACCUACCAGCUGUGCCACACCUACGUGCGCUGCACCCGCUCCGUCUCCAUCCCCGCUCCCGCCUACUACGCCCACCUGGUGGCCUUCCGCGCCCGCUACCACCUGGUGGACAAAGAGCACGACAGUGCGGAGGGCAGCCACGUAUCGGGUCAGAGUAACGGCCGGGACCCCCAGGCUCUGGCCAAAGCUGUGCAGAUUCAUCACGACACCCUGAGGACCAUGUACUUCGCCUGAGAGAGCCCCAACUACUACAACACUCACUCUCACACACACACACUUACACACCUCACACCACCUCACACGUGUGUCCCAGAGGGUCUAUUUCCACGGCCGUGAGAGCGCCCACUGAAUCCGGACCGGACACUGUGCGGCAGGAAGGAGGGGGUGCCAACCCCAAAACUGGCCUGAGAACGCACACCUGCUUUAAACCCACACCUGAAAACUCAGCACUAUUAUGCAAUAUUGAACCAGCCAAUCGUUUUGCUUUGGGUUUUUAUUGUUUGUUUUUUUAUUUAAUUUUUUUUUUUUGUUCAUUUUUGAUCCCCACCCGUCUGUCUGUUGAUCAUUUUACCUCAAGCUUGUAACAGCAGCACUUUCUACCCCUCAUAAAGCCGCCCCAGGUCUCGUAGACGCUGGUUCUGCGAGUCAGUGAAGGGAUUAACGGUUAGCUAACGGUUAGUUUAACGGUUAUUUAACAGUUUGUCGUCUGCUAGAUUGAAAAUAGGCCCUUAUAUUUUUAAUUCUACAUCCGUAUCUGACAUCCGACGGUGUAGCCAAAGUCCCUUUCUUUUCUUUUCUUUUUUUAUUCUAUUCUACUCUCUUAAUCUUCUAUUAAUUUUAUUAUCUCUUAAUUUCCUCCCGACUUUUGUAGCCAAUCGUGACUUAAGACGUGUAUGAGUGUCAAUUGUGAUGAACCAGUUGUGCGUUAUAAAUAUAUAAAAACGAACACACACACACACACACACACAAACACACUCAUAUAUUCUUACACAACACAAAAACUCAACAAACACACACACACACACAUGCACACACAAAUACACAAGCUGUAGUGAAGUGCCACCUACAGGCGAUAGGGCCACAUAAUCCCGAAGAAAAAAAAUAUUUCAAAAACUGCCUAAAGGGGAGUUAAUUUUUAAUUUCAUUCUAUUCUAUUUUACUUCACUUCAAUUUUAAACGAAUCGUAUUGUUACAGCCUCUCCCCGAGCUUCGUGCCGAGUAAUAUCAGUAAUUUAGCGUGGUCCAGAAACACUGUCUGUGAGCUCUCAUGUACUGCAAUGCAAAAAUCCGCGAUUCGUGUUUUAAUAUAUUUCGAUUUCUUGUA